This is a messenger RNA of Cotesia congregata, 891 nucleotides long. NCBI's taxonomy places the organism in Eukaryota, Metazoa, Arthropoda, Insecta, Hymenoptera, Braconidae. The record is from the annotation of a GenBank genome assembly.
AUGGCAGUAAACUCCGCUGUAGAUAUCAAUGGAAAUGAUUUUCUAAGCUUUAUAAACAAACCUGAUUUACUAACCAGGAUCAUUAAGGAAUAUUACGCAUUAGUCCCCAAGCACAAAGAAGAGGGAAACAGUGCGUCAGCUCAGAAUGAGAAUAAGUGUAAAAAGGAACUAGGUAUGCAUCUUACGCGCUAUCUUAACCGUCGCAUCAAGCUCAGGAAUGAUGGGAGAGUCCUUGACGCAAGUUUCGUCGAUGGUUAUGAUUUCGAGCGGAAGUACAUUUGCAUUAAACGUUUGCAAGAAGAUGCCUGUGACAAAUUUUGGCAAGCGGUGUCGAAUUACAAAGUGCAAAUUAUAGUGUUGAUCAGUCGAUUAAGUGAUAAGAAGUGUUACCAAUACUGGUCCUCAAAGGAGGGCUGUGUGAAAGUUAGUGAUAAGUUCAGAAUUAAGACCCUGAAAAUUAUUAUCAAGCCACAUUUUAAUUUAACUUUGUUAAGUCUGACCGACAAGUUUGGCCAGGAGCAAAAAAUAUCGCAUUAUCAAUACACCGCUUGGCCGGGGGAUAACUUUUCUCACAAGCCGGAUGCAUUCAUAGAUUUUUAUUGCAAUGUCAAAGACAUGUGCCUUCAGUUAGAGAGACAAACGGCUGAUAAGAAAAUCGCUCCUAUAAUUGUUCAAUGUCUCGACGGGAUUGGUAGCUCUGCGGUGUUUUGCGUAUUUGAUAUAUGUGCCACGCAAUUUGACAAAACUGGAACCCUGUCACUGCCCAGUGUUCUUAAAAAAGUUCGCCAGCAAAAAUACGGAUUUAUGAAUUGUUUAGAUGACUAUGUCUUGUGUUACCAAUUACUUGCAGUCUAUGUUAAGGAAAAGUUGUUCAUGUUGCCUUUUAUCUAA